UCUGGUAUAUUCUCUCGAGAACAUUGCCAUCAAAAAGCUGACUUUCAAGGUAUGGAUUAAUAAGAAUGGGAGUGACUAGGCUUCACCACUAUAGGAUGUACACCGUGAUUCAAACGAUGGUGCUUUCGCUUGUUCUGCUCAUUUCCCGAAGAGCCGUUGCAAUUGGUCAGUGYAGGCACGCAUCAUCAUCAAUGCUYUCGUAUCGUUUCUUCGAURACAUCCAAGUCGUCCCCGAUAGAAGGACUGCUGACCUGAAAGAUUGUUUCAACCUGUGCAGAAAGAUGUCUGAAUGUAGAAGUAUAAAUUACAAAAUUGAUGCAGGUAUCUGUGAGUUGAACAUUAAAAAUCAUAUCACUGACCCCCAGAAGCUCGAAGAAAUGAGUGGAUACGUGUACUUAGCUGUAUUUGACGUAAUUAAAGAGCCUACAGUUCCUUCAAGCUUAAAUGAAGAACAAGCACCAACGAAGGCACCAGAACCCAAGUACAAUACAUGUGCGAAGUUAAAACAGAUGAAACCAUCUUCUCCUAGUGGAGUGUACGAGCUGCAAGUGAACGGUUCACCUAAGCAUGUGUACUGUGACAUGACUAACUUUGGGGGAGGAUGGGCACUUGUUACAUCAAUCAGUGCAUCAAACAACCAGCAUACAUUGCGCACUCAAAAUAACUGCUUCAACUCCUCUCUGUGUGUACCACUGACCACUGGAACYCUCGUCGCAAGGAAAAAUUCAGAUAUCGAGAUUCGCGCACUGGCCUCCUAUGAGGGGACGUUCCGUUUUGACGUCACGAAUACAGGAAGCACGCUGUACACAACCUUCUAUCGACUUACACAAGGCGCACAAGGUUUUGACGCAGGAUGCUCAGGUYCUGGGUAAGAACUAUAAAUUAUACGAUAGCAACAGUAUUAUUAGUUAUCUAUGCAUAUUAAUGCUUCAUUACUUUACCAAGAUGUCCAAGGAUGAUUGUAUCUUAUGCUUAUCCUUAUAAUUGGGAAUCGAACUGUAAGGGAAUACAAACGGGAUAUCAAAUUCAAGUUUCGUCAUCUCCCAGUAAUUGUUACAAAGUGUUUGACGGACACGAUAAUGGAGAAUGCGGCGGAACAGUUUGGUUUUCUUCAGGUUACACUACGAAAAGAGUGUUGUACAGUUUCUGCACAACGACUGGAUUUUACAGUGGUCUACAGGGAAACAUGUAUGUUCGCUGAAGCCAUCUYAAAACCACGACAUACCAGAUAAUGCGCAUGCGUCUGGAGCGACUUCAGGUGGUAAAAAAGAGGCCGGGCAACCCCUAACAAUGUAGCCUUUAUUUUGGGAAUCAAUCUCAUACGUCUCACAGUGAUCAGUGUUAAGGUGAUGAUUAGUAAGGUUAUAGUGGAGGAACAUUCUGGAUUCAUCUCUGCGGGUCUCAAGAAUUGCCAUUCCUCCCCUCUCUGUAAAAACUCUCUUUAACUUGACUUUUGUAUUUUUUCGUUUUGGAAAGGAUUUCAUUACUGGAGAACCUUCAAACAGUCUAAAAAAAGGUUGUAAAAAAUUGUAAAAAAAAAAAAUAAAACUAAAAAAAAUUGUAGCUGUUGUUUUGUAUUUGUUUGAGUUUUUAUUUGAUAGCUAUAUGCAUGGCAUAAAACGAAAAAAAAAAAAAACGAAAAAAAGAAAUACUUGCAGGUAUUGAAGAGCAGCUGACGCUUAUCAAACAUCAAUAUGUCAUCUUUGCUGUAUCACUCGCUUUGAGUGAAUAGCACUAACUAUUAGCGAUAGUAAUUGUACCUUUUACCUAAAAUAAUGUUUCUUUAUGAUUCAAAUACAUUUCUGGAUUAAAUUGUCUUGUUACUAAAUCAUUAAUCACGGCUACGUUCGAUUUUUGCAACGAUUUAGCAAUCAGAAACGCGCUUGAAAAAUACAUUGUCAUCACUUUAAAGUAGUUGAAAUGUUUGAAGCCUCUUUCAUAGGUACAAUAAACGUCGUAUAUUACACUUGAUUUCGCGAAGCAAAAAAGUGUGUCAAACAUUUUAGAAUUUAAUUCAUCCUCAUAAUGAACCAUACAUA
Messenger RNA from Exaiptasia diaphana, 2039 nucleotides. RefSeq lists its product as uncharacterized. Gene Ontology annotation, molecular function: oligosaccharide binding; metalloendopeptidase activity; zinc ion binding. NCBI's taxonomy places the organism in Eukaryota, Metazoa, Cnidaria, Anthozoa, Actiniaria, Aiptasiidae. The transcript has 8 exons. Bases 66 to 872 code for a protein of 268 amino acids. The record is from RefSeq and is a predicted model, not a curated record.